Molecule: messenger RNA, 1416 nt
Organism: Colletotrichum fioriniae
Lineage: Eukaryota; Fungi; Ascomycota; Sordariomycetes; Glomerellales; Glomerellaceae
Biological process (GO): amino acid transmembrane transport
Molecular function (GO): L-amino acid transmembrane transporter activity
Source: RefSeq, a predicted model, not a curated record
AUGGGUAGCGCCGCAGACGUUACCAACAGCCCCGAGAUGACGGAGGCUCAGAACCAGGCCAAAAAGGAUGUCGGCGAUCGUGAGGAGGCCGCGCCGGCCUACGUGCCCGCGACAGCGGAGGAGCAGAACAGCGUCCUAACGGGAGAGGACGGUGAACUGAUCGACUACAAGACUCUCACCUGGUGGCAAGGCGGCAUUGUCCUCAUCGCCGAGACCGUGUCCCUUGGCAUCCUCUCGCUGCCCUCCGUUCUGGCGACUGUCGGUCUUGUCCCCGGUAUUGUUCUCAUCCUCGUCAUGAGCUUCCUGUCGACGUACUCAGGCCUCGUCCUCGCUGAGUUCCGCAACGAGUACCCCUUUGUGCAAAACUUUGGCGACGCCGUCGAGGUCAUUGGCAAGUCCAUUGGCAUGGGCGCCGUCUUCCAGGAGGUCUUUGGCUGGGCGCAGGUUAUCUUCCAGGUCUUUGUCAUGGGCAGCCACUUGUUGACCUGGACCAUCUGCCUCAACACCCUGACCAACUCGUCUACCUGCACUAUUGUGUGGGCCGUCGUCGGUUUGGCUGUUUUCGCUGUGCUUAACUUCCCGAGAACGCUGAAGUACACGAGUUACAUGUCCAUGGCUUCAUGCUUGUCCAUCACCCUGGCCGUCCUCAUGACCCUCGGUGACGUCGCCGUCUCCCGCCCUAUCGGCUCCGGCAGCAUCGAAGUCGCCCGCCAGCUGGGCUUCACGGGCGCCUUCCUCGCCGUGACCAACAUCGCCAUCGCUUUCUCGAGUCACUCCUGCUUCUUCAGCGUCAUCGGCGAGUUCAAGAAGCCCGAGGACUGGCCCAAGGCCCUGGCUCUCCUCCAGAUCGCCGACACGACGCUCUACUUGCUCGCCGCCAUCGUCAUUUACGUCUUUGUCGGCCCGGACGUCCCCUCCCCCGCCCUCUCCGCCGCCGGCUCCAAGACGAUGCGCAAGGCCAUCUGGGGCAUCGCCAUCCCGACUAUUGUCAUCGCUGGUGUCAUCUACGGCCACGUUGCCGCAAAGUACAUCUUCUCGCGCCUGUUUCGCAACACGAAGCACAUGAUUCGCCGCACGAAGCUCUCUGGCAUCGCGUGGAUCGGCAUCGUCGUCAGCAUCUGGGCCCUGUCCAUGGUCAUUGCCGAGUCCAUCCCCGUGUUCAACUCGCUGCUCGGCCUCAUCUGCGCACUGUUCGCCUCUUGGUUCUCGUACGGUCUUCCCGGCAUCUUUUGGCUGUGGAUGCACUACGGCAACUGGUUCAAGGACGGGAAGCAGACGUGCAAGUUCGUGGCCAACGUUAUCCUGUUUCUCACGGGCUUCCUCAUCUGCGUGCUUGGUCUGUGGGCGUCUAUCGAGUCGAUUGCAAAUGAGAAGGGAACCAAGCCUUGGACGUGUGCUUCCAACGCCGCGCGAUGA